GGGGGGGGGGAGAAGAGGCUUUGCAGCCAUUUUGUGUGUGGUCGGGAGUGGGUGGGCGCCGUGCUGUGAAGAGGAGCUGCCGCCACCAUGUAUAUCAAACAGGUGAUCAUCCAGGGGUUUCGAAGCUACAGAGAUCAGACUAUAGUAGACCCCUUCAGUUCAAAGCAUAAUGUCAUUGUGGGUAGAAAUGGUUCCGGGAAAAGCAACUUUUUCUAUGCAAUUCAGUUUGUUCUCAGUGAUGAAUUCAGUCACCUUCGUCCUGAGCAAAGGCUGGCUUUGUUGCAUGAAGGCACAGGUCCUCGUGUUAUUUCUGCUUUUGUGGAAAUUAUUUUUGACAACUCAGACAACAGAUUACCAAUUGAUAAGGAAGAAGUAUCUCUUCGCAGAGUCAUUGGAGCAAAAAAGGACCAGUAUUUCCUAGACAAGAAAAUGGUGACGAAGAAUGAUGUGAUGAAUCUUCUUGAAAGUGCUGGUUUUUCUCGCAGCAACCCUUACUACAUUGUUAAACAAGGAAAGAUCAAUCAGAUGGCCACAGCUCCUGACUCUCAGAGAUUAAAACUGUUGAGGGAAGUAGCUGGUACUAGAGUAUAUGAUGAACGUAAAGAAGAAAGUAUCUCUUUAAUGAAAGAAACAGAGGGAAAAAGGGAGAAGAUAAACGAGUUGCUGAAGUAUAUUGAAGAACGAUUGCAUACUUUGGAAGAGGAAAAAGAAGAACUAGCUCAAUAUCAAAAGUGGGAUAAAAUGAGGCGAGCGCUGGAAUACACUAUUUAUAAUCAGGAACUGAAUGAAACUCGUGCUAAACUUGAUGAGCUUUCUGCCAAACGAGAAACAAGUGGAGAAAAAUCAAGACAAUUAAGAGAUGCACAGCAGGAUGCAAGAGAUAAAAUGGAGGAAAUUGAACGGCAAGUCCGUGAACUGAAAACCAAGAUCUCAGCAAUGAAAGAAGAAAAGGAGCAGCUCAGUGCUGAAAGGCAAGAACAGAUAAAACAGAGGACUAAACUAGAACUUAAAGCAAAAGACUUACAAGAUGAACUGGCUGGAAAUAGUGAACAAAGGAAAAGACUGUUGAAAGAGAGGCAGAAACUUCUUGAGAAAAUUGAAGAAAAACAGAAAGAACUGGCAGAAACCGAACCCAAGUUCAACAGUGUGAAAGAAAAAGAAGAGCGAGGAAUUGCCAGGUUGGUGUGGUGGUUAGCGACCCUGAUGUCUGCUGUGAAAUGGAACUACUCAUCUUAUUUUCUUUCUUCAAACAGACUGGCACAGGCUACCCAGGAAAGAACAGAUCUUUAUGCAAAGCAAGGUCGAGGAAGUCAGUUUACUUCUAAAGAAGAAAGAGAUAAAUGGAUUAAAAAAGAACUCAAAUCCCUAGAUCAAGCUAUCAAUGACAAAAAACGGCAGAUAGCAGCUAUACACAAGGAUUUAGAAGAUACAGAAGCUAACAAAGAGAAGAACCUGGAGCAGUACAGUAAAUUGGACCAGGAUCUUAAUGAAGUGAAAGCCCGUGUAGAAGAACUGGACAGGAAAUACUAUGAAGUGAAAAACAAAAAAGAUGAACUACAGAGUGAGAGAAAUUACUUGUGGAGAGAGGAGAAUGCAGAACAGCAGGCUCUUGCAGCUAAACGAGAAGACUUGGAAAAGAAACAACAGCUUCUAAGAGCGGCAACAGGAAAGGCUAUUCUAAAUGGCAUUGACAGCAUAAACAAAGUUUUGGAGCAUUUUCGUCGCAAAGGCAUUAACCAGCAUGUUUUGAAUGGUUAUCAUGGAAUAGUAAUGAACAACUUUGAGUGUGAACCUGCUUUCUACACAUGUGUAGAAGUUACUGCAGGAAACAGGCUGUUUUAUCAUAUUGUAGAUUCUGAUGAGGUUAGUACUAAAAUAUUAAUGGAGUUCAAUAAGAUGAAUCUUCCAGGAGAAGUCACUUUUCUGCCUUUGAACAAACUGGAUGUUAGAGAUACUGCAUAUCCUGAAACAAAUGAUGCUAUUCCUAUGAUCAGUAAACUAAGAUAUAAUCCAAGAUUUGAUAAAGCCUUCAAACACGUUUUUGGAAAGACCCUCAUAUGUCGCAGUAUGGAAGUGUCUACACAGCUGGCCAGAGCUUUUACUAUGGACUGUAUUACUUUGGAAGGUGAUCAAGUGAGCCACCGAGGUGCUUUAACUGGGGGCUAUUAUGACACACGAAAGUCUCGACUUGAACUCCAGAAAGAUGUUAGAAAAGCAGAAGAAGAACUAGGAGAACUUGAAGCAAAGCUUAAUGAAAAUUUACGCAGAAAUAUUGAAAGGAUUAAUAAUGAAAUUGAUCAACUCAUGAAUCAAAUGCAGCAGAUUGAAACCCAACAAAGAAAAUUCAAAGCUUCAAGAGACAGCAUUUUGUCAGAGAUGAAAAUGCUGAAAGAAAAGAGACAACAAUCUGAGAAAACAUUCAUGCCUAAGCAACGCAGUUUACAAAGUUUAGAGGCCAGUUUACAUGCCAUGGAGUCAACACGAGAGUCAUUAAAAGCAGAACUGGGAACAGACUUGUUGUCUCAACUCAGCUUAGAGGACCAGAAGCGGGUGGAUGCACUUAACGAUGAAAUCCGACAGCUACAACAAGAAAACAGACAACUUUUGAAUGAAAGAAUCAAGCUUGAAGGUAUCAUCACACGAGUUGAAACAUAUCUCAAUGAAAAUUUGAGGAAACGCUUAGACCAAGUUGAACAAGAGCUAAAUGAACUGAGAGAGACUGAAGGUGGCACUGUCUUAACAGCCACUACAUCUGAGCUUGAAGCAAUCAACAAGCGAGUAAAAGAUACACUGGCACGAUCAGAUGAUUUAGACAAUUCAAUUGACAAAACAGAAGCAGGGAUCAAAGAACUGCAGAAGAGUAUGGAACGUUGGAAGAACAUGGAGAAAGAGCACAUGGAUGCUAUUAAUCAUGACACAAAAGAGCUUGAGAAGAUGACUAACAGGCAAGGCAUGCUUCUGAAGAAGAAGGAAGAGUGUAUGAAAAAAAUCAGAGAAUUGGGCUCACUUCCCCAGGAAGCUUUUGAAAAAUACCAGACACUGAGCUUAAAACAGCUGUUUCGUAAACUGGAGCAAUGCAACACGGAACUGAAAAAAUAUAGUCACGUCAAUAAAAAAGCCCUAGAUCAAUUUGUGAACUUUUCAGAGCAGAAAGAAAAGUUAAUAAAACGUCAAGAAGAGUUGGACAGGGGCUACAAAUCCAUCAUGGAGUUGAUGAAUGUCCUUGAACUCAGAAAAUAUGAAGCUAUCCAGCUGACUUUCAAACAGGUGUCAAAGAACUUCAGUGAGGUGUUUCAGAAACUGGUGCCUGGAGGAAAGGCCACACUUGUGAUGAAAAAGGGUGAUGUGGAAGGCAGUCAAUCUCAAGAUGAAGGUGAAGGCAGUGCUGAGAGUGAAAAAGGAUCAGGAUCUCAGAGCAGUGUCCCAUCUGUGGACCAGUUCACCGGAGUUGGCAUUAGGGUUUCAUUUACAGGCAAACAAGGUGAAAUGAGAGAGAUGCAGCAGCUUUCUGGUGGACAGAAGUCACUAGUAGCCCUAGCCUUGAUUUUUGCUAUCCAAAAAUGUGACCCGGCUCCUUUUUACCUUUUUGAUGAAAUUGAUCAGGCCCUGGAUGCUCAACACCGAAAAGCUGUAUCAGAUAUGAUUAUGGAAUUAGCAGAACAUGCUCAGUUCAUCACUACAACUUUCAGGCCUGAACUGCUUGAAUCUGCUGACAAGUUUUAUGGUGUAAAAUUCAGAAACAAGGUUAGUCAUAUUGAUGUGAUAACAGCGGAAAUGGCCAAAGACUUUGUGGAAGAUGAUACUACUCAUGGCUAAGUGAAGAAGAUACAUCUCUUGCAGAAAUGUAUAAAAUACUUGUGCCAACAUGAGGCAGUUGUAUAAAUCUGAAACAUGUUUAUUGUUGAAAAACUAUUUUAACAUAGUUAAUAGACCAUCUGAAAAUGAUGCUCUAUCAUAGAUCUUGAAAUCCAUUUUAUGUGUAUGGUGUUGUGUUGCUUCAAAAAGACACCUGUUGAUUUCAUCUUUAUACUAUGUGCAGUUAGGAAAGUUGUCCUGAUUUUUUUUGUAAAGUGUCUUUUGGUUAAAAGUUUUCUAAUGUCAGGUCUUUCUUCCCAGUUAUGAUUUUUAUCAUUUAUAAUGCUUCAUCUGAUUUUUAAAAAUAGCUUCAAUAAAACAGUUGGUUUUAAUCCUGAUAUUUAGAUAUUUGCCUUGUUCUUCAGAUCUGCUGUGGUGUCUGGCAUUAAUUCAUGUUUAAUGUAGCUUGAUUAUAUGAUGGAUGGGGAGUAGAUCAGUAUGUAACAGAAUUCAUACUGGAGUUUAAGUAUCUGCUUUUAUUUCAUUUGCUUUUAUAUAAUAUGAGGGCUUGUAUUUCUUGCUUAUACAUCUGAAUUUACGUUUCUCACUUUGAUUUAUGUACAACAUUGGUUCACAAUUAAAUUGAUUUUCUGUUUAGUCAUUUUUACUUUUAUAAUGGCCAAAGGAGUAAUUUAUCUUCAACACUGCCCUCACCUUCCUGCUCUGUCCCUCUCCAGCCCAGCAUAGUUGCAUGCACAUUGCCUGUUCUGUCUAAAUAAAACUUAUUUUCAAUGAC
Molecule: messenger RNA, 4591 nt
Organism: Pogona vitticeps (central bearded dragon)
Lineage: Eukaryota; Metazoa; Chordata; Lepidosauria; Squamata; Agamidae
Source: RefSeq, a predicted model, not a curated record